AUGAAUUGUUGCAGUAGCCAGCAUAAGAAAAGUCAUGUCACUAUUAGGCAAACUGAAGCAUAUCUGCUAUCACACAAGUUCAGGUUUUCUCCACAGGAGUUGCUAUUAUAUCAACAGAGGUUUGACAGGAUGGCUAAAGGAAAAGCAUUCACAUUAAAGAAAUUCAGAAAAAACAUGGGAUUGUUAGGCAUGAAAAGCACUCGCGCAAUAGCAGAUCGGAUUUUUAAAGUAAUGGAUAAAGACUGCAGAGGGAGAAUUACAUUUGAACAGUUUUUAGAGUACAUGGAUAUAUUAAUGCACGGUAAUCGAGAAGAAAAAGCUUACCAGUCAUUUCGGCUGAUAGCUCAGAAAAAUAGCGAAAUCAUUACAUUUCCUGAAUUUUCGAAAUAUUUGUUGAGUGUAGCAGAGAUGAGAAAUAACCUGACUGGAAGCAGUAAAGACGAUGCAAGCCAAGAAGUUGUCAAAAAGCAGUUUGACAUGAUGGAUUUAAAAGGGGAUGGAGUUAUCGAUUUCGAUGAGUUCAAACAAAGCCUGUCUAAAAACAAGCCCAUUUUUGAAUGGUUAAGCCUUGCUAGAUUUGGAGUUAAUGAUAGAUGUGAAGAGCGGAAAGAGUCAACUAAUAGCGAAAAUUACAGAGAUAGGAUAGAGUCCUUGGAAAGAAAGUUAUAUUCUUGUAUAGAGCUGCUUAAUGCUCCUGCUAAUGAAGAAGUGUCUCCAAAAGCUUCAUUUAUUAGAAGUUUUCAAGACAACUCAGCUGAUAGAGGCCCAAAAUUAAUUUUGCAACAAGAUUUUGAAAGAGGACCAAAAUUUAGCUCACAUCAAGAAAUUGGGCUUGAUGGAGAUAUGGACGUUCCUUUUUCUUAUAUAGACGAUGAUAUAUCAUUUUCUGACAUAGACACACAGCCAGUCUCAGAUAGUACUUAUAGCCACAUUCCUCAAAUGAAAUCCCCAGAGAAAUCCAUCAGCUUUAUAAGUGAUUUAGAUACUUCUGAAAUUUAUGAUAAUAGAAGAUCAAUGGUUUUAGACAGAUUAAAAGAGCUAGCAAGGUCUAUGCACUCACUUAAGGCAGAAACUCUUGGAGAUGAAGACGCUCAAGAUAACCCAAGAAGGAGAGCAAGCACAAGAUAUAAUGUUCCCAAGAAAAAUGCUGAAAAGAAGAAAAGCGUCAUACAUUGGGGUGAUGAAGACUGAAGCUUAAUUGUAAGCAUGAUGCUCGGUAUACAAAAAGCUGUAAGAGCAGCUGCUGUAAAUUUAGAUCCUAACUCAAUCCCAACUCCUGAACAGUUUGCAGAAAGAUCAAAACUAAACUUAUUGCCAGGUGAGUCUUCUGUUCAGUCCAAAAUGUGCAAAUUUAGAGAUUAUUCUCCAUUUAUUUUUGAGAGAAUUCGAAGAAGGUAUGGUAUUUCAGCAAAUCAGUACAUAAAAUCAUUAGGUGUUGAUAUGAUAAUGAGCAGCCUACUCCAAAGUGAGUUUUCUUCCCUAGUUGGGCUAAUGUCCAGUGGUAAAAGUGGCAGCUUUUUCUAUUAUAGUGAUGAUGGAAAAUAUGUUGUAAAAACAAUGACCAGAGAUGAGUAUGUGUUUUUAAGAAAAAUUUUACCUGAGUAUUAUGAGCACAUAAUGACUUAUCCUGAUACACUUAUCCCAAGAUUUUAUGGCUUCCAUAAAUUGCUUUCACCAAGAGGUGGAAAAACAAUUAAAAGAUAUAUCAUUGUAAUGGGGAAUGUUUUUUCUUCAGGAGAUGAAAUACAUAUAAGAUAUGAUCUAAAAGGAUCCACUUAUGGCAGAUCUACAGACCCAAAUGAAGAUUUUUCUGUUGCCAGAAAGGACUUAGAUUUCAAUAGAUCAGGACUAAAAAUUGAUAUAGAUCCUACAAAAAAAGAAAAAGUUCUGCAACAGAUGGAAAGAGACUGCGAAUUUUUUGUGAAAAAUGAUAUUAUUGAUUACAGCCUGCUACUUGGGAUCCAUCAUACAAAAGGGGAAAGGAUUGUUCAUAGAACAAAUGUGCCUUUAGCAGAAACUGAAGGAGGGGGGCUUAUGUCGCUAAAUGGGGAUAAACUCUAUUUUAUGGGAAUAAUUGAUAUUUUGACACUUUAUGGUGCGAAAAAGAAACUUGAGCAUUUAUUUAAAGGAAGCAUAUAUGGGAGUUCAGCUAUUUCAUGUGUGCCUUCCAAACUUUAUGCAGAGAGAUUUCUUGGUUAUAUGAAUACAAUUUUUACUGACUCUCCCCUUUAAAUUUGAGCAAAAUAUAGGUAAAAUUUCCAAUUUUUCAAUUUUUAAAAAUUUAGUUCUAUUUUAUAUAAUAUAAAUAACUCUUUUUAAAUUGGAGCAGGAUGUUUGGCUCUAAUUUAAAGAGGGGAGAGUGAAUAG
Messenger RNA from Blepharisma stoltei, 2367 nucleotides. NCBI's taxonomy places the organism in Eukaryota, Ciliophora, Heterotrichea, Heterotrichida, Blepharismidae. The record is from the annotation of a GenBank genome assembly.